Messenger RNA from Aspergillus pseudotamarii, 918 nucleotides. Its product is annotated as alpha/beta fold hydrolase. Bases 1 to 918 code for a protein of 305 amino acids. Lineage: Eukaryota; Fungi; Ascomycota; Eurotiomycetes; Eurotiales; Aspergillaceae. The record is from RefSeq and is a predicted model, not a curated record. The transcript has a single exon.
AUGUUCUCUAUCGGAACACAUAGCCUCUUCCUCUCUAUGGGCGGGGUCGCUCGUAAAACUGGAGAGCCGCUUGUUAUCUUUUUCGCAGGCGCAGGAGACGUCGCCUCGUCAUACGUUGCAGUCGAAAGGCUCGUUGGUACAUUUGCACCCGUUGUCCUUUAUGACCGUUCCGGCCUAGGACGCAGUCAAGAUGGGCCUACGAAGCCAACGGCCACGACAGCAGCCACUGAGCUGCAUCAAUUGCUACACAGUGCGGGUCUGACUCCGCCUCUUCUCUUAGUUGCUCACUCCUAUGGUGGUAUUAUUGCGCGCGAGUACCUGCACCUCUACCCGGAGGAAGUGGCCGGCAUGGUUCUCGCGGAUGCAUCGACGGAGAGGCAAGCUGAGUUAUUGGACGAUCCAGAUCUGGACAUCAACGCUGUACUGGGUGACCUUAAGUUCAGCCAGGUCACAGGGUUACGCGAUAGUGCUCGACUCUCUCGAGACGAGUGGAGGGCUCGUGCAGCAGACAUUGCACGAGGAAUCUCGACAUCCCAAGCUGAAUCUGCAGAUGCAGUCGAAUUCUGUAAUACACUAGGGAGCAAGGAGCAGUACAGGAACCAUGCACUAGGGGUUAGACCCUUGAGUGUAAUACGGUGCCAUGGCUCUCAAGACUACCGACGAAUAUAUGAAAAGGGUGUGGAGGCGGGCAACGGUACUGAAGCGCAGCGGGCGGCCUUUCGCAGACUACUCGACCGCUGGGACCACUAUGAUCAGCGUGCGCAGGGUGAACAACUCCGAUUGUCGUCCAAUAGUCGUCUUACCUACCUUCCUGACUGCGGUCACCAUGUCCACCUUAUCCGUCCUGAUGUAGUUGCGUUUGAGAUCCGAUGGGUGAGGGACCAAAUAUUGGAAAAAAGGUCAGCGCAGAGACUCUAG